Messenger RNA from Penicillium brevicompactum, 1821 nucleotides. Its product is annotated as transcription factor domain-containing protein. Gene Ontology annotation, molecular function: DNA binding; zinc ion binding. NCBI's taxonomy places the organism in Eukaryota, Fungi, Ascomycota, Eurotiomycetes, Eurotiales, Aspergillaceae. The coding region runs from base 1 to 1821 and encodes 606 amino acids. The record is from RefSeq and is a predicted model, not a curated record. Gene Ontology annotation, biological process: DNA-templated transcription. The transcript has 5 exons.
AUGUCCCUAGUAGCAGGGGCAUUCGAGUUGCAUGAUUCCGUCACACCCGAUACUUCGAUGACGACAGCUCUUCCUGGAGGUCAAAAAGGACCUGCGACUGGAGUUUCUGACAAGCCCGAGCACCUAGUACGGGAUCGACGAGAGCAACACUAUACAGCAAACCCACUGUUGCAAGAGUCAAAGUCGCUGACAGCAGAACUCCUUUCUCUGUUGCCCUCUCGAGAUGUAGCCGCCCUUUUGGUCGAUACUUACUUUGAUCGGAUCCACUGGUUCACGCUUAUCUUCCAUCAGCAAGACUUCAGAGAGAACUGGAAGAAAUUGUACGACUACAUCCCCGGAAGCACAGAGGCGGCCUCCCCGCACCCGCACCCCGGCAUGGUCAGUACAUUCCUGGUAGUCAUUGCUAUUGCCCUACAGUACGCCGGAAGCCACAGAAAGCUAGUACUGCGAAGCCACAAUGUGGAUCCCAGUGCAUUGAAGGAAAAUAUCUUGGCUCUCAUACGGUCCAAAUUACUGGAAAUUGUGUCCUUCCAAUCCAUCGAGGCUGUGCAAACUUGCGUGCUACUGGGAACCUAUUACCUCUACCACGGAAGCCCAAGUCUUGCAUGGCCGAUUGCCAACCACCGGUCCAAUCUCCCAACAGCUACAGGGGCAGAUCGAAACGCGCAAGCGUUGCUGCCACAUCCGGAGGUCAACCUCCCCCCCAGCUAUAAUGAAGGGCAUAUGUGUCCAGCCAGCUUGCUAUCAUAUAAGUACCUGAUGUCUAAACUCUCAGUUAUCUUGAAACAGACCUUGGCCGAUCUCUAUGGAAUUGGUUCCCAUCAUUCUCUUACCAGGAAAGAGGCGGGGUCAUCGUUGAACUUCAUAGAGCUCAUUCGAAAAGUUCCCACGUUGGAUGAUAGACUCGAGAAAUGGAAGGGGGAAAUUCCCGAUCCUCUUCGUCUCACCUACUUCAACCACACAAACUACGCAUGUGGAGAAGAAAUGGAUCGUGAUAUUGGCGCCGCAGGCCCGGGGUUUGAGAGUCAUAUAUACCAGCUUCAGGCACUUGCUUUGGCUCUUGCGUACGAAAACGCAAGGAUUCUAAUCCAUCGGCCCUUGGUGUCUUUUCGAACAAAGCUUUACCAUGACCAGGGAUCUGUGGGUGCAUCUGAUUCUUCCAAAAGUCCAGCUCUCCUAUCAUUGCAGGCCUGCCGAGGCGCCGCAAUGAACACCUCACGAAUCGGAGACUCGCCAAUAUUUGCUCUCGCUGCAGAGACAUAUGCCGCAGCGUUUAUCAGCAUUCACACAUUCACUGCCGGUGUUAUGCUCUGCGUGGUGACCAGCAUCGAAACCUUUACUCCCGAGUCACAAGAAUCCAAAUUGGGACUGCGUCGCUUGCUAAGUAUGCAAGCCCAGCUCAAGUCAAAAUCACAAUGCACAUUAUCUUCCCAAGGGCUUGAAAUUCUAGAAAGACUCACUCGGUUGGUCAUGGAGAAAGAGUUGAAGGAGCUGUUAGCCCCAGGGAGCGAUGCUAGCUUGGGAGCUGGGCUUGGUGCACAAAUAACACAGAGGGACCAGCAACGCGACCAACAGAUUCAGCUCGAUGCGCAGCUAGCUGAAGGCAUGAAUGUGACUUGCCGGGACCACAUGCCCGAAGUGGUCGUAGACACAAAUGUUUUCCAGGCCUUAUCCGACCUUGAUCAAGUGCUAUUUACCCAGGAGCUUGAUCCCUCUACAGAUCCUUUCUUUUAUGAUAUGAACAUGUCUAACAAUAGCUUUUCCCAGGAGCAGGCGUGGAUCUGGGGUAUGGACAAACCUGCCCAAUUGAACGAGGAGUGA